AUGAUGUUGUCCGGAUUGCGGAUAACAUUAUUGAUUUUGCUGGGAUUGGCUACAAUUAUACAGGUUGGUUUUUGGAUUUUUUAGGGAGGAUUCCACGAAUUUUCAAAAAUUUUCCGGAAAAAAAAAAGAUUUAAUUUUUUUUUAAGAUUUGAAGAUUAAAAAAAAAUUUAAAUAUUAAUUUUUUAGACCUAGCCUCAAAUGCUUCAGCUUAAAAUUAGCCUAAGUUUAUUUCUCCUAGAAUCCUUAACCUAAACUUUUAAGCCUAAGCCUAGGAGCCUUAACCUAAACCUUCAAGCCUAAGCCUAGGAGCCUAGAGAUCUUAACCUAACGCUAUAGUCUAGCCGUCGAGCAUUAUCCUAAGCUUAAGCCUAAAGAUAUUUUUGAGGCUCCAAAUUCAGUUCAAAAAUUCACGUGGAAUUUCAGAAUUUAGUUUUUCAGCAAAAAAUCAAAUUUCAAAAAAAAACGUGACCAACAAAAAAUCCACAUAAUUUUUCCACAUGUUUUUCUUAAUUUUUUUCUUCUCCCCCCAAAAAAUCCGCCAUUUCGAUUUGCAGUGUCACACCACAAAACCCACCUCAACAAUAUCUCAACUCUCAAAUGUCGAGCUGAUUUGUCCGGAUGGCUGGAUUCAGCACGGCUCGAAAUGCUAUCAACAAUUCAAUAUUCAACAAAGUUGGCCAUUUGCACUUGCCACGUGUCAGAGAUACGGUAGCAAUUUGGCGAUGAUCAAGACGACGUCGCAAAAUCGAUUUAUUGCCAAUUUGUUGGCGAAACCGACGAAGGCGGCGAAUUUCAAAGAGAUUUGGAUUGGUUAGUGGGCUUUUGGGCAUUUUUCUUGAUUUUUGGGUUUAAUUUUAGGGUUCUAGAUUUUAGACUUGGCACGUGUGUUUUUGACUGAAAUUUUGCUACAAAAUGAGCUCAGAAAUGUCACGUGACAAAAUUUUUGGAUUAAGAAAGUUGUUGAAUUUCUAAUUUUUUUUUUAAUGAGGAUUGCUCAUAUUAGGAAAAAAUUAAUUUUAUUUGAGAAAAAGAUGGUUGCUCAUGUUAAGCACAAAAAACUAGUUCUCUGAUUUUUUUUUAACAAGCUAAUUUUUGAGCUGAAAUUUGAUUUUCUGAAUUUUUGAGCUUUUUAAUUCGGUUCAGUUUGAAGAAGGUCUGAAGAAGUUUUUUGAAUAUUUUUUCUAAUAUGAGCAAUCCCCCUUUAACAUGAGUUUUCUAAAAAUUCAGAAUACAAGGGAUUUUCUUAAUAUGAUUUUUCUUAAUAUCAUUUAUCAUUUCUUAAUAUCAUUCGAAGCCUAAAACAAAUUCUGAAUAUUUCUAGGCCUCACAGUCGAAGUCACACCAACCGAUGAGCAAUUCAUAUGGUCUGAUGGUUCUCCAACUUCAAGAUACAAUGGAUUCUGGCGUCACGAUCAACCAAAUUUCAUAAAUGGAAGUUGUACUCUCGCCACAAUCGAUCAUAAAGAACUCGAAUGGCGGCUCGAAUCAUGCAAUUUGUUAAGAAAAUUUGUGUGCGAGAGACCAGCUUGUGUUCGUGGCUCAUAUUUCUGCUCAUCUGGCUCAUGCAUCUCCGAAAAGAAUAAAUGCAACGGUGUUCGAGAUUGUGAUGAUGGAAGUGAUGAAUUGAAUUGUCCCAGUGCUUUUCAACCAGCUUGUCAUACUUAUGAAAAAGGAGAAUCCGGGCAAGUCAGUUCGCCGAAUUAUCCGAAUCCUUAUGAUCCGAAUUUGUCGUGUCGACAUGUUUUGGAGACUUCGAUUGGCUCGAGAAUUGAAGUGACUUUGGAGCAUUUGGAAACGGAACCUGAUUUUGAUGUUUUGACGAUUUUGGAGGGUGGACCAGCUGAGAAUUCGACACGAGUUUUGGCAAGGCUUUCUGGAUCACAAGGUGAGUGUUCAAGAAGCAAACGGGGCAAAUCCAGUUGGCUUGGCGGAGACAUUUUUCUAACAUGAGCAAUCCCCAUUUUUUCCGGAAAUGCAGGAAUUUGCCUAACAUGAGCAAUGUUGCAAAACAUGCCACGUGGCAUAAUGUUUCGGUUUUUAUUUUUGAGAUAAAAACAUUGCUCAUAUUGGAGCACUUCAAACUAUUUUCUUUUCAAUUUUUGAAAAAAAACACCAUUGCUCAUAUUAAAAAAAUUCAGUUUGUAUCCUGAGUUUCCGAAGAAAAAUAGCGAUUGCUAAUGUUAGAAAAAAUACCAAAGAAAAAUCGCAAUCGAUUUUUAUACAAAAAAAUCAUUGCUCAUAUUAGACAAAUAUUUUUUGUAUCGUAAAAUUAAGAAAAAAGUAAGAUUGCUUAGAAAAGUACAUUUUUUUGUACAAAAACAUUGCUCAUAUUAAAAAAAAUCAGUUUGUAUCAUGAAAUUCCGAAGAAAAAUAGCGAUCGCUCAGGUUAGAAAAAAUCCCAAAGAAAAAUUCGCAAAUCGUGUAAAUCAAUGCUCAUAUUAGAUAAAUUUUUUUUGAAACCUAAAAUUGAGAUAAAUUGAAAUUGCUCAUGUUAGAAAAAAAACAAAUUUUUUGUACAAAAACAUUGCUCAUAUUAAAGAAAUUCAAUUUCUAUUCUAUAACUUAUUGUUAGAUUUUCAAAAAAUGAGAAUUGCUCAUGUUAGAACAAUUUUCUACGCCACAAAAGCCUCAUCAAUUCUUUUUCCAGUUUCCGAAUCCGUCAAAACCUUCACCUCCUCAAGCAACAUCAUAAUCCUGCAAUUCCGCUCCGACGCUCAAUCAAAUCUCCGCGGCUGGCAAAUCAAAUGGCGUGCCGUGCCGUUCAGCUGCGGCGGAAAACACAUUGCACAAGCCUAUCAACAAAGCUUCACAUCGUCCGGAUAUCCGAUGGCUUUGCCACGUGGCGCGGAAUGCGUUUGGAUUCUGGAAACUGUUCCUGGACAGGUUAUUAGUCUUACGAUUGAUGAUAUUGAUUUGGGAGAUGAGGAUCAGAUCAUUUUCUAUGAUGGUGCUACUCCAGCUGCGCAAGUUCUUGGGGUCUCGAAGUAUCUCACAUCUUCAUCAAAUUUCAUCUAUGUCUACCUGGUAACAUCUACAAAUUCCAAUACAAAACGGGGAUUCUCGAUAUCUUACAAACGUGGUUGCGAUCUUGUGAUCUCUGCAGACCCCAGUGGAUCUAUCACAUCCCCUGGAAACUUGGUGAAUCGCUACCCGAAUAACCUUCAGUGCACUUAUACUAUUGAAUCAUCUGAUGAGACCAGAAGUAUUUCAGUUGGUUUUGAGAAAUUCGACGUGGCUGAUGAUGAUUCGCUGAAGAUUUUUGAGAAUUCUGCGAAGGGACGAGGACUUCUAGAUUCACAAAUCAGCAAGCCGGAUAAUAAUCAAAUAGACUCGAAAGUCUCGCGUCUCCAAGUGAUUUUCAAAAGCAGUGCAACUCGCAACGCAAUGGGAUUCAAUUUCACAUUUUCCGUCGAUUGUGCCCCAUUGAAAUCGGUUCCGAUGGUCACAUUAUCCACCAAAGAUCGCACAGUGAAUACGGUAGUUGUGGCAAGUUGUCCGGUUGGAUUCGAAUUUGCGUCGGGAGAGGGCAUGUCGAAGCAGAUGACGUGUCAGAUGGGCGGAAAAUGGUCGAGUGAUGAGAUUGCCACGUGUCAACGUGGGUUUUUUGGGGGGGGGAUGUGGGGAACAUUUUAGCAUUAGGUCUACUGUAUUUUGCCACGUGGAAAACACGUUGUUUCUUCGGAAAUUCUCGAAAAAUCCAGGUGGCAAAAUUUAGUUUUUGCCACGUGGGAUUUCGAAAUUUAAAUUUUUUAGGGCAAAAUCGCUCCAAAAAUCCACGUUUUUGAUCAAUUUUUGAAAAAAUUCGGAAAAUCCUGAUCUAGCCGAAAACUUCCAUCACAAAUAGAACAGCCCUGGUCCAUAGAAAAAAUCUAUAAUUUUCAGCAAUCUACUGCGGCUCGGUUCCCCAAAUCGCCAACGGCUACGCAACCCAAGCCACCAACGUCAGCUACGGUGGUCAAACAAAAUACACCUGCUACAAAGGUUUCUAUUUUGCUUCCGGAAAAGACACGGAAACCGCCUACUGCGCGGAAGACGGAAAAUGGACAACUCCGCCCCAAUGCAAAGCUGCCACGUGUCAACCGUUGCUCCAAUUCAGCAAUGGAAAUCGGAGGCUUGAAUUCGGCGAUGGAACCGGAUAUGGAAGUGUGUUCCGUUUCGAUUGUCAUUCUGGUUAUCGUCGUGAAGGUGUCGAAUCACUUUUGUGUAAAUCUGAUGGUCAAUGGUCAUCGAGUCAACCAACGUGUGCUAAGGUUACCUGCACAAAUCUGCCACGCAUUGCCAACGCGAAGAUCGAAACUCCACCAUCGCGAUUCGCUUUUGGUGACGUGGCACGCGUUGUUUGCCACGCUGGAUUUAUUCUGGAUGGUCCGGAAGAGAUUCGAUGUUUGGCGAAUCAGACUGUUUCCGCAACACCGAUUUGUGAAGAUAUUGAUGAGUGCGCGACGGGAGUUAGCCAAUGUCAAAGUUUGGGAGCGAAAUGUGUGAAUUUGCCGGGAAGUUAUACUUGCGAAUGUUUGAAGGGAUAUCAGCCGCAAUUAAUGUGUCUUGAAGCCACCAACAUUUUAGUUGUAGCCAAAGGGGAACCCUUGAGCCCGAUUCCGAUCACACCAACGGUUUCUUGGUGUGUCACGUCAACUUCUAGAAGCAUCUCUCUGAAAUUUGAUAUUCCAAUGAUUGUCGAGAAGAUCAAGCUAUCCGACUCGCUAAAAGGAUCAGUCAAAUCUGUCUCGAUCAAAUACAGCACUUUACAUUCAACUCGCCCGAAGAAACUAGUAAUCGAUAAUCAACAAAACUUCCAAGUCGAUGAGGAAACCGGAAUAAUUGAUCUUCCAGUCGCCAUCGAAGCCCAAAUUCUAGAGAUUCAAGCAGUUUCCAUCGAUGGAACUCCGUGUCUUCAAAUUGAAGUUCUUGGAUGUCAACGAACAUCUUGCGCGGAUGUUAAUGAGUGUCUUCGUGACAACGGAAAAUGCGAUCAUAAUUGUAUCAAUACUCAAGGAAGUUAUAAAUGUGAAUGUCGAAAUGGUUAUGAUUUGGAUGUUUCGAAUAAUCGAAGUUGUGUUGCGCGAGAAUGUAAUGUUGUAAAAUCUCCAGAAAAUGGAAAGCUUUUAUCAACAUCGAAGCAAUUUAAGUAUCCCAAUGUUGUGCAGUUCCAAUGUGAUUUCGGAUAUCAAAUGAUGGGACCAGAUUAUAUCAAAUGUUUGGCUGAUGGAACUUGGAAUGGCACGGAACCCUAUUGCUUGCCUGCAACUUGUCAAGGUUUAUCGCUCUCCAAUGAUGGACUUGUGGCAACUCCGAAUAAUCUAACCAUCCCAUUUGCCGCUAAUGUCACCCUAGAAUGCACAGAUCCUGAGAGACCUGGCAGAAAGCUUCGACCAUAUCGACAAUGUAUUUUCGAUCCGCAAGAAGAUGGAAGAGAUUAUUGGCUGAGUGGUCCGCAAGCGGAAUGUGAUUAUACACAAUGUCCAGCACCACCAACAAUGCCUGGAGCUAUCUAUAUUCCGAUUGACAGCUCUGCAGAAGACAUUGUUGUUGGCUCGAGAAUGGAGUUCUCUUGCAGAAAGCCUUACACCGUUGUUGGAAGAUCGGAUAGAACUAUCAAGUGUCUAGCUGAUAGCACGUGGGAUUUGGGAGAUUUGCGAUGUGAGGGACCGGUUUGUGCAGAUCCCGGGUUCCCUAAUGAUGGAAAUAUCGAUUUGAAUAGCGUUGAAGAGGGCGCAACUGCCAAGUUCUUUUGCAAUCGCCCCGGCUACACACCAUUCCCAAGUGACACUUUACAAUGUACCCUUGGUGCAGCUUGUCUGCUCUCCGAAGAUGUUGGAAUAACUUCGGGAUUCGUGCCAGACGGCGCGUUUUCUGAUAAUUCUGAUUCUACUAUGAGUGGCUAUGAGCCGCAUAAAUCGCGAAUGUCGUCGACGGGAUGGUGCGGGGCGAAAGAUGCGUUCAUCUUCCUCAGCGUAGAUCUUCAACGGGUUUAUACAUUGACCACUUUGCGGAUUGCCGGAGUUGCUGGAAGUGGAUUCUUGAAGGGGCAUGUUACGAAGCUUCAGUUGUUCUACAAGACGCAGUUCUCGAAGAAUUAUGAUACGUAUCCAGUGGAAUUUGAGACACCUGCUGGCAAUCAUAAUGCGAUGCAUCAUUUCGAUUUGAAGCCGCCACUUCGAGCCAGGUAUAUUUUACUGGGUGUUUAUGAAUAUGAAGGACAGCCUUGUAUGAAGUUCGACCUGCAAGGAUGUCUCGCACCGACGCAGAAUCAGAAUCUCAAUCAGAAUCUCGAGAAAGAGUUGAUUGGGUGGAAUGGAAGUGUGCCAGAAUGUGUUGAUAUGCAACCCCGGAAUUCGUGAAAUGUCCAGAGGAGAUUGUUUUUGUGAAAACUGAUGAGAAUGGUCAAUUGAGAGCGGUGGAAUAUGAGGAACCGGUUGCGAAGGAUAAUAGUGGGAAGAUUGCGUAUACACAGAUUGAGCCGAGUGGAAUGAGAAGUGGAUUAAUGAUCACAACUGACACUGAUGUCACCUACACUGCUUUUGAUAGUGCGGGCAAUACAGCGGUGUGUGUUGUGAAGAUUAGGAUCCCAGAUACUCAACCGCCUGUCUUGAAGUGUCCUGAUUCCUACACUAUCCCGGUUGCGAAUUCCUCAAUUGAUCUUGAAUUCAAUAUCUCAAGUGUGGAUCUUGUUGUCCAUGACACGUCUAACGUCACAAAUAUCACAUUCGAACCCGCGUCGAAGACCCUGAAGAUUGGAGAGUUUGUCGAAGUCACUGCUACAGCUGAAGAUGAGCAUGGAAAUCGGAAUUCGUGCAAAUUCCAAGUCGUCUACUCGCCCGAACUUUGUUCACCGGCUAGUUUGGCGAUUUCGAGUCAUGUUGUGAAAGAGUGUAAACACGAGGAUGGUGCGGUGAUUUGUGGUAUCUCGUGUGCAGCUGGAUAUCGAUUUGUGGAUCCCGCGCAAACUACACAGAAUUUUGUUUGUAAUACGAAGGAUGGAAAGUGGAGUCCGAGGAAUAAUGCGCCGGCUUGUGUGAAGAUUCGUGAGUUUCUGGGCUCUUUAUUGGGGGGUCCAAACGAUGCUCCGCGAUUACGCCAACAUUUUUUCGAAGUCUAGAAAAUGUUGUUUUGUAAUUUUGAAAGAUUCAACGAUACUCCGCAAUUACGCGCUCAAUUUUCUAAAUUUUCAGCUGAACAACCAGCCGGUUUCCACAUGAAUGUUGGAAUCAACUAUCCCGUGGUAUCAGCUGUUCCGGAUCAUUGCUUGAAGGUGAGUUUUCCAAGCCACGCGGAAGAUCCAGAUUCAAAACCUCAACUUCCAGGGCUACGCUGAACUCGCUGCCAAAUCUUUCGACGAUCUCGACAAAGUUCUCAGCGAACGUUGCUCCAGUUCUGUCCAAGUUUUUGUCCGACUUCUCAAACUCGACUUCGCCAAUCAACCCGGUCAUCUCAGUGGAAACUACACCAUCCAAAUUCUCCCGACCGUUCUUCAAAGCGUCUUCUACGAUCUUUGCGGUUUGACCCUCAGAACUAUUUUUGAUCUUCGAAUUCCUGGCGCCACUGGACCUAUCAAAAAUCUGCUGACCCUGAAUGGCGACGCGAUUUCGUCGCAGAAUGUCGGAUGUCCGACGAUUCAGGCGACUGUGUCGAAUGUGAAUCAGGGAUUCGCGUGUGCAAAUGGAGAGGUUUUGAGACAGGAGCACAAGGAUAAACUUCCAGAGUGCAGUGAGUUUUUUUUUUUUGGGGAGGAAAAUGGUUAUGACGUGGCAUUUUUUUAAAAUCAAACUAUGUACAAAAAUAACCAGGUCAAACUAGACUCUUUUUAUGCAUAUUAGAAAAAACAUGAUUUUUUUCUCUGCGUCUCUGCACACUCUCCCUUUUCAUCUCUCUCUCGCUCUUUCCCGCGCGGGUCAUUUUUUAUUUGAAAAAAAGCAGUUUCUUUUUUAUUUUUUUUAUUUUCCACGUCAUAACAUAAGUACGUAGAUUUUUGAAUAACUUUUGAUUCUUGAAAAUUUCUAGUUCCAGAAUUCAUAACUUUCAAAAAUCAUUCAUUCUGAAAUUGUUUUUUGAAAAUAUUUUUAGGCUCUUCUGAUUUUUCAUCAUGGGUUUUGUAAUUUUCUAAAAAAAAUCUGAUUUUACUUCCCAGAAUAUUCCGAACUCCACAAAAAAAAUAUUUUUCCAGUGUCAUGCCCAGUCGGAUCUGUCAACAUCAACAACACCUGCAUCCUAUGCUCCAGAGGCUCAUAUCAAGAUGAAUCCGGUCAAACCACAUGUAAAGCAUGUCCAGCUGGAACCUAUACUCUAGACGAAGGUUCGCAUUCAAUCUCAAGCUGUCUAACCACCUGCGCCUUCGGAACUUAUAGUUCAACCGGUCUGAUUCCUUGCCAACUUUGUCCACGUCACACAUUUUCUGGUCUUUCACCAAUCGGUGGCUUCAAAGAAUGCACCGCCUGUCCUUCAGGAUCCUAUACAUCGAAACUUGGAGCAUCGUCACCGGCGGAGUGUCGUUUGGCAUGUAAACCGGGAAGCUUUAGUAAUUCGGGAUUGGAACCUUGUUCAGCGUGUCCCAUCAAUUUCUAUCAAUCGAACGCGGGACAGCAGAGCUGCGUGGAAUGUGCGAAUUCUACCGCAACGCAAGAAAGCGGAGAGGUCGCGGAAUCCGCGUGCUUGCCGAUUGAUUGUAGCGCGAAACAAUGUGAGAAUAAGGCGGAAUGCGAUGUUUUUAUGCAUAAAGCGCAAUGUCGGUGUAAACCUGGAUAUAUUGGAGAUAGAUGUGAGGAGAUUGAGGAAUUGUGCGCGACAAGACCGUGUUUCAAUGGAGGGAAAUGUGAACAGAUUGGAACUACUUAUCGGUGUAAUUGUCCUAAAGGUGAGUUGGAAUUUUUCAAUUUUAAAAAUUUCACUUCCUCCUCAAAAAUCCCAAAUCUUCUUACAGACUUCACUGGUGCUCGCUGUCAAUUCGAAACCGAUGAUUGCAUCGGAGUCGUAUGUCCAAACGGCGGUGUCUGUCACGAUCUACCAGGCCACGGAACUCGAACCUGUCUGUGCCGAACUGGCUUUGCUGGAUCACAAUGUGAAGAGGUCACUGAUAUUUGCUCGACUGCAAAUCCAUGCAAAAAUGGUGCGAGAUGUAUUGGCGAAAAAUUGGGGCGAUUCAAGUGUCAAUGUGUACCUGGAUGGGAUGGACCAACGUGUGAUCAUAAUAUUGGUUAG
Messenger RNA from Caenorhabditis angaria, 9195 nucleotides. The record is from the annotation of a GenBank genome assembly. NCBI's taxonomy places the organism in Eukaryota, Metazoa, Nematoda, Chromadorea, Rhabditida, Rhabditidae.